GAUGUCACGAGUCAGUAACUGGUGAAAUCCAACACCACCAGCUGGUGGGAGUUGUGUUGGGGUGAAAACUGGUCCCCUUGCAACAGUGCAAGUCACGGCACAUAGCAGAAACCACCGCCUGGAGGUAAAGACGCGCAGAGCUGGAUCUGCCGUUGUGUUGGAGAUCGCUCUGAAAGAAGCAGAGCUCUGACUCUCUGUAUCCCACAUAGCAGUGAAGUUGACACUGCGACAGCCAGACUAGCCGCUUUCCAAGUCAACUUCUUUUUUUUCUAUGCAACUGUUGCGCGUCUCCACUUUGGAUAGAAAUAGCUUGAUCACUGCGCGCCGCAGAGCGCAAAGGAUCUGAGAGACUCAAGUUUGAAAGAGUGGGAGAGAUCUCUCCUCUGGACUACAAUACGAUGAGGAAACACUGAGGUGGCAGUACUCCUCCGUCCACUUUAAGCGUCCUUUGGCUGUUACCAAAGGGUUAGCUCAUGAGCAGGUAUCCUCUUGAGUGUGAUUCUGUUUUCACCCAGAUCUCUGCUGCCUGGACAAAUGCAUACAAAUGCAUUUAGGAGCUCAACGGACAAGGAGUGGACACGUUUCCGCGGCAGCAACGUGGAACUUUCUCCUGCUCCUGUCGGUAUGCUCAGCAGUACUCUCUGGAGAAGAAGACUACCUAGUCCAAGGAGUGGAUAUCCUCUAUCGACUGGGGCUUACUGCUCAGAGCAGCACAGACAAUCCCUACGAAAGGACCGCCUCCCCUUCAACCACCUACACCACUGUUCCCUCAUCUUUGAAUCUCCCUGUUCCUGGAUAUGGGGUGAUACUCGACUCAAACUCCCUUUAUGAGGCUCCAGCAGGCAGUCUGUUCCCGCCAGAGAUUGGUGAGGAGUUUUCUGUUGUGGUUAGCCUAAGCUCCUGGCGAGCGAACAAUGCUUUUCUUUUCAGUGUCAAAGAUGGCAGGGACAGGCUGCGUUUUGGCAUUCAACUGCUGCCACGCAGAGUGGUGGUUUACACUGCAGAGAAGGCCUCCAUUUACUUCAACUACAAUUGGCAGGACGGGCGCCAGCACCCUUUUGCUGUCGGUGUCCGUGCACGCUCAGUGUCCUUCUAUGCAGACUGUGGGGCGGUGCAGCAGCGGGAGCAGACCCUGGGGAGAUCUCAAACACUGGGGGACUCUGGGGGUCUCUUCACUCUGGGGAGGAUGAACUCCAAAGCAGCACCAUUCAAUGGUCGAGUCUGCCAGCUUGAUAUCUAUCCCUCGGCCCAAGCUGCUGCGCACUACUGCAACUACCUUAAAAAACAGUGCCGGCUGGCCGACACUUACCGAUUGCCUUUGCCACAUCCUGGUUUGGAUAUUGAGGCAAAUGACCCCCCCUCUAACCCCUUAACAAAGUCACUUGUUGGAAUAGCAGCUACCUAUAAUACGCCCAUAAAAGCCACAGCAGCUGUCAAAAUGUCCCCAGGUAGUGUGGUCAAACAGCAUUCAACCCAAAGCCCAUUAGUACAACCUCAUCUGGGGGACCAGAGCCACAUUUCUACAUUGGAACCCCUUGCCCUCUCUACUACAUCGUCACUUGAGCCUGACAGCCCCACUUCAGCUACCCUGAAUGGACUACCAGCUCUGGAUCUCACUCAUAGCUCAAUUAUCACCACAACCAAAAACGAUUUGGCCAAAGGGACUAGGCUCCAAGGGAACACUGAUCAGUCUGAGAACAGCACAGAGGAAGACAGCAGCUCUGUGGGCCUACAGACCCCAGAUGCCACCCCAGGCCUGGUUUCCCCAGUCAGGCAAAGUCGUGUGAAGGAAGGACUCAGGAACAACUCCAUCUCCAGCUCCAGGGACUCCCACUUUGGGCCCCAACAAACUCAUCAGCCCCUGGAGACUCAUCCGAGACCCAACAGCACCACUUUGUACCGUGAGAAUCAGGUGGACACCUCAGAGCAGCAUGAUCUAGAUGGCAGCUAUGAUGACGUAGACAUGGGAGGAUAUGAUUAUGGAUAUGAGGAGCCAGACUUCAUCUAUGACUACGAAGAUGGUUUACGUGGCCCCAAAGGAGAGCCAGGUCCUCCGGGUCCUCCCGGUCCCCCUGGUUUACCUGGUCCUUCAGGAAAAAGAGGUUCUCGGGGUCCCAAUGGUCCACACGGAAACCCAGGGCAGCCCGGACCACCUGGGCCCAAGGGUUCAAAAGGGGACCCUGGACUGUCUCCAGGUCAGGCUCCAUCAGGAGACAAGGGUGACAGAGGUCCACCAGGUCUGCCUGGUCCGGAUGGAUUUCCAGGACUGCCGGGCCCUAAAGGUUAUCCAGGGCCAAUGGGACUGCCAGGAGAACAAGGCAUACCAGGACCUCCUGGGGAAGCGGGGGCUGCAGGUUACCCUGGCAGGCAGGGCUCAGCUGGGCCAGAAGGUAACCCAGGGCCUAAAGGUGUCCGUGGUUUCAUUGGGCCUCCUGGUGUUGCUGGGCCACCAGGGCUGGAGGGGGAGAAAGGCAUUCCUGGUCCCGUUGGAAAACCUGGCCCCAAAGGAAGACAUGGUGUGGUGGGUGAUGCAGGGGAGAGGGGGCCUCCUGGUCCUGAUGGCGAUGAGGGGCCUGUUGGUGGGCUUGGCAUUAGCGGCUUUCCUGGCCUGAGGGGGGACCCGGGGCCUGAGGGGUUGCGAGGACUGCCUGGUAUGGUGGGACCUCAGGGCCCAGCAGGACGAGCCGGCCUGCCUGGAUUGAAAGGUGAUAAGGGUGAAGUGGGACAAAGGGGCGAACCAGGAGAGAUGGGGUACCAAGGCGAUAAGGGUGCUGCUGGUGCGCCCGGUCCCACUGGUCCAAGAGGAAAACCUGGACCACCGGGCAAAAUUGGUGAGAUGGGGGUUCAAGGACCACCUGGGCCUACAGGACCAGAGGGGUUUCCUGGGGACAUUGGAAUACCAGGGCCCAACGGUCCACCUGGACCAAAGGGUUUGCAGGGUGCCAGAGGGCCCCAAGGCCCGCCCGGGCCACAAGGAAUACAGGGUGAUGAAGGACCACUUGGCCCACCUGGCAAUGCUGGCCCUACUGGGAGACCUGGAAGGAAAGGCUUCAUAGGUGAACCUGGUCCCGACGGCCUAGAUGGAGAGAAAGGGGACAUUGGAAAUGUUGGAAAAAUCGGACCACAAGGUCCAGUAGGCCUGAUUGGGAUAGCUGGGGUGAUAGGAGUUCCCGGUGAAAAGGGUGACCGAGGACCAGCAGGUCCGACGGGUCCAGUCGGAGAGAAGGGGCCAAGGGGGUAUCCAGGGUUGCCAGGAAGUCCAGGGGACAUCGGCAUGCAAGGUGCAUCUGGUCCACAGGGGCAGAGGGGUAGUCCUGGCAUCGCUGGGACAAAGGGCAGGAGGGGGCCCCGAGGUCCAGAUGGCCCACUGGGAGAACCAGGGCCUGAGGGCAUCAAGGGUGAAAGGGGUGACAUUGGAAAAAAAGGAGAGCCGGGAUUCAUAGGCAAGGCUGGAAACCCAGGAGAGAGAGGCGCUUCUGGGAAGCCUGGUAAGCCAGGUAUUCCCGGCAGCACCGGGGAGAGGGGACCCCAAGGUGAACCAGGACCCAAAGGACCUCCUGGAGAGGCAGGACCUGAUGGAGAGCAAGGAUCUGAAGGUGGGCCUGGUGCAGAGGGCGAACUGGGUGCCAUCGGAGAGCCGGGGUUAAAGGGUGAUGCUGGGCCUCCAGGAGCUGAAGGGGAGCAGGGACAGGAGGGAAUCAGAGGUCCUCCUGGUCCCCCUGGUGAAGACGGUCCUCAAGGGAAAGACGGAGCCAAGGGUGAUCCUGGUGAGCAUGGGCCAAUGGGAGAGCCAGGGGACAAAGGGAUAGAAGGAGACCCUGGGCCCCCAGGACCACCCGGAGAGCCUGGGAAACAGGGUUUUCGUGGGCCAGAAGGAAAACUGGGGCCUCCAGGGAACAGAGGACGACAUGGAAAGAAAGGAGAGAAAGGUCCUCCAGGUCUUGCUGGUGAGGUUGGCACACGAGGAGACAAUGGCCAGCCAGGCGAGGCAGGGCUGAAAGGUGCCAGAGGAACUCGAGGCCCACCAGGUCGGCCUGGAGUCAUGGGGAUAGAAGGGCAACCAGGAUUGUUGGGAUACACAGGUCACCCUGGCAAGUCUGGACCUAUUGGACCACCCGGGCCUAAAGGUGAAAAGGGUUAUCCAGGCGAGGACAAUAAGACUCCAGGACCCGCAGGGCCCUUAGGUGAACCAGGGCCUCCAGGUGAACGAGGGGAGCGUGGAGAGCCAGGGGAUGAAGGAUAUCAGGGCCACGUUGGUACCACUGGAUCUCGCGGGGCUGUAGGAUCACCAGGCCUACCGGGAUCACCAGGCCUGCCUGGAGAACCAGGUCCGAAAGGAGAGAUGGGCGCUCCGGGCUCAGCGGGAAAGAAAGGAGCAAGGGGGCUGAGUGGAGCUCCUGGCGUUGAAGGGCUAAUUGGUUUUCCUGGAUUCACCGGAAUGAUUGGUUACCCCGGUCCAGAUGGUCCCCCAGGACUGACCGGCCUACCAGGACUACCAGGAAAAAAAGGGCGACAGGGCCAGAGAGGCUUGCUGGGCAAGGAGGGACCUGCUGGACGUCCAGGUCCCAGGGGAGAGCUUGGACUUCCUGGACUGCCUGGAGAAAUAGGACCACCUGGUCAGAAGGGGGAGUCAGGCCUGCCAGGAGACAGGGGACCAUCAGGUAUCAAAGGCCUGGAGGGGGCUACAGGUGACCAGGGCAGGAAAGGUGACCCAGGACCCAAAGGACAACCAGGGGAAUCUGGAGAUCUGGGAAUGGUUGGUUUGCACGGCUUUCCAGGACCAAAGGGGCCAAAUGGCGAUUUGGGAUUGAAAGGUUUCCUUGGCCCCAAAGGCCCUAUGGGUACUCUGGGAUUCACUGGACCUGUAGGCCCUGAAGGAAUGAUGGGCCCAAUGGGAAAACCCGGGCCAAAGGGUCCAAAAGGAAGCAGUGGUGAAAUGGGGCCCCAAGGACCCCAGGGAAGUCCAGGACCAAGAGGACCACCUGGUGCUCCAGGUCCAACAAGGCAGAUAUAUGAUGACUCCACACUCUACAGUCUAUCUGACUCUAACACUGCCCUCAGGACAGAGAGUUUCCAGAACACUGAGAUGAGCCUGCCAGACCAGAAUUCUGAGAUACUUAAGACUCUGCGUUACCUGAGCAGUGUGAUAGAGAGCAUCAAAAAGCCUCUUGGUACAAGAGAGAACCCUGUUCGUGUCUGUAAAGAUCUGUUGGACUGUCAUCACACGCUAAAAGAUGGUUGGUUCUGGAUUGAUCCAAACCUGGGUUGUACUUCAGAUGCCUUCGAGGUCUUCUGCAACUUCACUGCAGGCGGGCAGACCUGUUUACAUCCACUGGCCUCUAAUAAGAUGGUGUUUGGUGUAGGGAAAGUCCAAAUGAAGUUUCUCCACUUACUAAGCACUGAGGCCAGCCACAGCAUCACGCUGCACUGCCUAAGUGAUCCUCCCUACGACACCACAGACAACUUCAGCUCCUCUGGCCCCAUACCAAAAGAGAACACCAGGCUUAGGUUUCGUGGCUGGAACAAACAGAUGUUUGAGAAAGACACACUACUUGAACCACAUGUGCUACAAGAUGAGUGCAAGAUCCAAGAUGGCAGCUGGCACCAGUCUCGUUUCUUCUUCCAUACUCAGGACAGUCGUCAGCUACCUAUUGUAGACAUACAGGAAUUUCCCACAUCACAACCCAAUAGUCAGCAACAUAUAGAAAUUGGUCCAGUCUGCUUCCUCUGACACCAACAUCACCGUCCUGUAACCUAUUCACAUAAACUACUAAAACAUAAAGCUGUUACAAAAAUGGCUGCCUACCAAAGAGAGGCUUGAACACGCAUGCUGGAGUGGGUGUCCAAGAGAGUUUGUCAUGUUCGAUGGAGACCAUUAACAAGGCCCUGUGUGAGACACAAAUGCCCAAUAUCCAAUCGAAGGCAGGCCUACAUGGAGCAGCUCAAUCUCUGUGGCCAAAGGAGAACAGUGUAUACCAAUAUUUAACAAAUAAAUGUGUAAAAUAUGUUUUGUUUGUUUAAUUGUCAGUCAAACGGUGCUCAGGUUGACUGUAUAUGGACCCAUAUUACUCCCUGGUCACAGGGUUGGGCCUCACUACGCAGCAGCCUAUCCAAACCGCAAACUUACACCUCCCUUUCACCCCAAAACACACCCAGGCCAUCCUAAGCAGGGGCCUAACCUGAAGGAGCGUACCAGGCCCCUAACUAAACGUUAUAUGAGUGCAAUAGCAUGUGGAUAAUGUGUGACUGAUUUAAAUAUUUCAAUUUCCAAUCAAAGGCUAUAUUUUACAUUGUUUUCAUGGUAUUUUUGUCUUUGGUCCUACCCAGUCGGACCUGUUCAUCUUGACAGAUGGUGCUCUACCUCUACCUGCUAAUUUGCUUUCUAGGAUAGUUGCUAAUGUCAAGUUAGUCUUUUUUGCCUUUGUGUUGUAUGUACCGGUUACAUCCAGAUUUGUUAUGUUGUAUAAGUACUUAUGUUGAUUUGGUCAUUUCUAAUUUAUGAACCAUUUUUUGAUACACUACAUAUUUUUGUAGCUUUUCCUUCUAUGUGGUAGGUUCCUCAGGGGAAACCUAUCAUUGGUGCUGCAACAAAGAAUGAGUCAUCAGUGAGUUUUUACAUUUCCUGUGUAUAUAUUGACAGCAUACUGUAUGUUUAUUUAUAUCCUUCUUGUUUUAUUGUUCACAUUACUGUACCACAGUAAGUUAUACUCUCAGAGAACUAUUUGGUCAUCCACAACUCAGACUAAAGAAGUAUUUAUGUUUAAAAAGUUUGUUUGUGUGUUCACGCCUGCAACUUUAUGUUUAUCAUACUGUUUUUUUUUUAGCUCAUUCAGUGGUGUUUAAGCAGACUGGCAGCUACAGUAGGCCAGAGUCAGAAUCCUUUGAAACACAGUCAUCAUAUUCUUAAGUUAUAUUACCUUGAACAAAGUGUAAUUAUAUAAAUUCUGUGGCGGAUGAAGUUGGAUGCAAAUGUGUAAAUAAUAAAUAUGUUGACAAACAA
Messenger RNA from Thunnus maccoyii (southern bluefin tuna), 7000 nucleotides. It is a transcript of the gene col24a1, whose product is annotated as collagen alpha-1(XXIV) chain. The record is from RefSeq and is a predicted model, not a curated record. Bases 545 to 5731 code for a protein of 1728 amino acids. Lineage: Eukaryota; Metazoa; Chordata; Actinopteri; Scombriformes; Scombridae. Gene Ontology annotation, molecular function: extracellular matrix structural constituent. The transcript has 60 exons.